AUGUCUCUGUGGGAAAAGGUCAGGGACAAGACCGCCGUCGAGGCGUGGGCGUGGGCGGUAAGCGCCAACUCGGUAGUUGACUCCGGGCUUGCGCGGCGACAGCGACGACUGCUGAGCAGGAUGCGACGACGUCAGAGAAGAUUACGAUGGGACUUACCAGAGAUACCAGGAGUUGCUUGGAUGGUUGUUGAUGGCUGCGAGAAUGGAAGAAUGUGA
This is a messenger RNA of Pochonia chlamydosporia 170, 216 nucleotides long. RefSeq lists its product as hypothetical. Bases 1 to 216 code for a protein of 71 amino acids. The record is from RefSeq and is a predicted model, not a curated record. Lineage: Eukaryota; Fungi; Ascomycota; Sordariomycetes; Hypocreales; Clavicipitaceae. The transcript is spliced from 2 exons.